Salmo salar (Atlantic salmon) is the source of this 2115-nucleotide messenger RNA. Its product is annotated as baculoviral IAP repeat-containing protein 7. The record is from RefSeq and is a predicted model, not a curated record. Gene Ontology annotation, biological process: negative regulation of apoptotic process; regulation of cell cycle; positive regulation of protein ubiquitination. Gene Ontology annotation, molecular function: cysteine-type endopeptidase inhibitor activity involved in apoptotic process; ubiquitin protein ligase activity. Gene Ontology annotation, cellular component: nucleus; cytoplasm. NCBI's taxonomy places the organism in Eukaryota, Metazoa, Chordata, Actinopteri, Salmoniformes, Salmonidae.
CUUUUAUUUCAGCUCAUGAAACAUUGGACUAACACUUUACAUGUUGCAUUUAUAUUUUUGUUCAGUGUACAUUGUGAGACUGGUUACAGUCGCGAUCAUUGUGCAAAAUCUGCAGCAAUAAAUAUACAUUAUUUAAUGUGUAGGUUUAGCAAAUUUAACUUGGUGGAUUCCUGGUUGGACACAUCUCAGUAACGCACUCUUCUUCUCUUGGUGAUAGGCUACCCCUGUCAAACAGUCUGGAAAAGAGAAUGACCAAAAGGCCAAUAUAGCAUGGGCAGCGCCAUAGACGGCUUCCGAAAUAUUAAAGUGGUCAAACUAGUCAACUGGGUGGGGAUUCCUAUGGGUUGUAGCCUCAAUGGCGCUACCUAUGCUGUCACAGAUACUAUAAUGGCACAGAUAUAAAGAUGGUUCCUCUAUCUAUCUCUAUGUUUUGACCGCAUGGGACUGCCUUCUGGCAUCUAGUGAGCGAGUUCUGGAACGCUGCCUGAUGUGGGCUACUGCGCAAGCCGUGCUUACAGCUGCAGGGAAUAUAUGUCCAGCACUGCGCGCUCUGCGCUCCCACCUGCACAGUCCACUAUGGAACGGAAAAGGGAUGACUGCCACAGGACCGAAGGAAAAAGAAGAGACCACAACCCCCAUCAUGAUGGAUGACAGGAGCGAGAUGAUGUAUAUUCUGGAGAUGCCCCAGAUGCGAGGCGAGGAGGAGAGGCUUCGAACUUUUGAAAACUGGCCGGGCGAUGCACCGGUCACCGCGACCAACCUAGCCAGAGCGGGCUUCUUUUUUCUGGGGCCCGAUGAUAAGGUCAAGUGCUUCUGUUGUGGAGGGAUCCUGAGGCAUUGGGUCCAUGGGGAUAGUCCGAUCGUCGAACACAAUAGACACUUCCCCACUUGUAGUUUGGUAAUGGGUAGAGCCGUUGGGAAUAUCCCACUGUAUGUCGUUCCCGGGUCCCCUUCUGACUCCGUGGACGGUCAGCUGUUGAGCCAGCUGCAGAGGAUGACUGUGGACAACCAGGGGGAGGCCGGGCAGGCUGUUUACCCCGAGAUGGAGUCAGAGGAAUCCCGUCUCACCACCUUCCACAACUGGCCCACCGGUGCAGCGGUCCAGCCCGAUGUUCUGUCGAGGGCAGGAUUCUUCUACACAGGACACGGUGACAACGUGAAAUGUUUCUACUGUGAUGGAGGGCUGAGGAACUGGGAACCUGGAGAUGACCCCUGGCAGGAGCAUGCCAAGUGGUUCCCACGAUGUGACUUCCUGAUCCAGACGAGAGGGCGGGCCUACGUCAGCAACAUACAGGAUACUCACUUCCACAUAGAGACUGUGGGUGUAUCACAGACUCCGGUGUCCAGAGAAAUCAACUCAGAAAAUGAUGUGGUGGGUGGUCUGGGCGUGCCCUCGGCCAUGUUGUCUCCUGUGGUCCAGACCGUGCUCCAGAUGGGGUUUGAGGCUGGCCUGGUGGAGAGUCUGGUCCAGACCAAGUACCUGCUGAACGGCCAGCACUACACCUCCGUGUCUGGCCUGGUCACUGACAUACUGGCAGCUGAGGAGGAGGACCGGACCAGGAGGCCGCAGAGCAGAGGUCAGGGGCUGGUGGAGAGGCAGGGGCUCAGUGCAGGAGGGAUCAGGACACAGACACCCAUCAGAGAAAAAGCAGAGGGCAACCCCGCCCCUGAUGAGCUCCUGCGUCAGCUGCAGGAGGAGCGGACAUGUAAGGUGUGUAUGGACAAGCGGGUUUCCAUUGUCUUCAUCCCCUGUGGUCACCUGGUGGUGUGUAGCGACUGUGCUGCCAGCCUCCGUCACUGCCCCAUCUGCAGAGCCACCAUCAGAGGCAGUGUCCGAGCAUUCAUGUCCUGAAAGCCACACACUCAAGCUUUUGUUUACCUUGGACAAAUGAAGAAAGAUUCUAGAACCCCUCGGAGCAGCCCACAUUAUUCUAUAGGUGCUGUGAGAACGUUCUGAAAAUGUUCCCUGGAUGUUGGAUGCCAGAUCUGACCCACGUUAAAACCGCUCUGCUGUUGAUUUGCCCUGCUCAAAAUACCCUCAAAUUAAAAUGGCCUCGUUUUGGCUGUAAUAGAAGUUGCAUUUAUAUAUAACAAUAAACAGAUAUGCAAUAUCCA